CUAUUGGGAGUGAGUAUCAUCACGGCAGCUCUUGCCACGGAGUAGCAGCCGACUGAGCAGCAUAUUUUGCAAGUAUGCCUGCUGGGUCGUUUCGUCCUAGUUUUCAACUCUCUUAACUCUUUAUCUGUGUCGCUCGCGUCUUCUAUUGCUCGUAUAUUCGCUAUUUCUGACACAGACGUCUUGAUGUACACAUUGCUUGCAUUCAUACAGACUUGAUUAACAUAUUGCAACCAUGUCCCUGUUACACCGAUGGUCUCUACCAAGUCGAGGUUUCAUCCGUGAUAAAGCUCAAGAUGAAGAACACAUGGAGCAGACAAAAUACCCUACCAUGCACCUCAGCCAGCUAGGGCCUCGUCGGAGGGCCAAUUUAUCUUCGGUCUUCUCAACGUUGUUCGAGAAGCCUAAGAAUCGCCGCAACAUACGCCGUGAGAAUAACGACAGCCAGGUUGCUGACAACCGGCCGCUACUAGCGUCUCAACGAGAAAAUAUACGACCAGAUGCAGAAGAAUCUGGUUACUCACUUGAAUAUGAGUUUCAAGACCCCGUGGCCACAUUCCAUUCAGCCCCACUGGGGCAAGGUGGCGUGCCCGAACUUCUAUCGAAGGACACGACCGCUGAUAAUGGCGAAACCUCCCCGUGCAUCUCGCCAGGUAUCUUUAUCCAGGGCAAGCCACAAGCCGAUGUAAAACGAUCAGUGCGUUGUUUUAGCCUCUCGAGCACAGUGACUCAUGAAAGUGAUAGUCGACUUGAGGAGUCUCCUUCUACAACGUCUGUUGAGAAAGACAAGGUCCGCGAGAGAAACUUGUCCGCUUCGUCUUCUUACCCAUCCGAGGGUCUGCGUUCUCCUGUUCCUGGGUAUUGCUCGCCAGAGUUGGCUACUCCCCACACGAUGAGAUACCUCGCCGAGUAUCGGCGCUUCGGCCAGUAUCCUUCCAAAAGCUCGUGGCAUCUGGCAAACUUAGACACAGAUGAAACGCCAAUCAGUGCCGAUCAUGAAGGAAAGACCAGCGCCUCCUCAUCUACCGAAAUUGUUUCUCCUGGUUGCUCGAUAGCUGGCCAGAGUUGCAACGUCCAACCCCUCCCUUUCUGCAACCCUUCUGAAAGUCACACCAACCUAAGGUGUGCAGACAAGACGCAGUCGCAGCGCAGACUAAGUAUACUUCAAGGGGUAAGAGCACAUCAGAAACCGUCAUCGACUAGUGAAAUCACAGUGCCGAUCUUAGAAAACGAAGAUGCCGUUUCCUCGCGGCUGGAGGUCAGUUUCAUGAGCUACAGGCGGCCGCAUGCUAAGAGCACGUCCGACGACGACGAUAACAAUUCUCAAGACGGAAGAAACACCAGCUCAGCAAACCAUCUACAUCCCAGCGAAGACACGGAACGAACUAUUGUCACGGCGAUAAAGCGGUGCAGCAUAUCCGAUAACGACGGAACCUGGUCCACGAUCCACGAGGUCAGAGAGCGGCGGUCUUCAUCAUGGAUGAUGCAGCUCUUCUCACUCAAUUCUCCGAACGGCACCGCCCUCGCCCAGCGCCUGCGGAAGAUGAAGAUCAGAAAAUGGGCCAAGAGGGCGUGUUUCAAGACCAAGGCUCGCUUCGAGCUUGUAGGCAGACCCGUGAAACUCGCGUCUCCUCGGCGCAAGUGGCGUCACAGAUUAAAGCAAAGGACUAUGAAGAAAGUGAGGCGGAAUUUCGGAAAGAAGAAGAAUACGAACAAGGAUAUAGAGGGAGGGAAGGAGAGCAAGAAGAAUGCGAGAAGCAAGAAGCUCUGGGAUGUCAGUGAGACCCUAGAAGCUACCAAGAAGCGGACGCGGCACUACCACAGGGGCAUGACGAAUCACCUCUUCGACAACCUCUCCAAGCGAAAGAGUCUACAGUUCGCUACUAUGUCCAAGUCGGGAAAGGAAGAUAGGAUCUGCGAUACCCAUAAACGGACACGAUCGUGUCCCGCUGAUUUAGGGGUAUGAAAAUCGAACUGCUUGAUACAGGCCAUGCGUCUCUGUUUAUAUAUGGUAUUCGCGGGCAAUUCACAAGGAAGCCAAGAGCAUUUUCUGGGUACAUAGAUUCUACCUCUGGGGAACAGCAGCGAGUAUGGUUUGUAAGGUCGAUCACCGGUGACAGCGCAAUUGGUAGAAGUAGUCAAAUACGAUUCUUAUAAGUUGAGCAAGGCGUUCCAAUCUUUUUCCCUUUAGUCCGCCUGCGAAUCCUAGUUCAUAAAGCUUAGUAGCACAUCAAGGGGGGCUUGUUUGAACCUCAAGUCGAGGAUAUCGUUGAGCGCUACAUAAUUAUAGCGAACCAAUGAUCCCCCUUUUUUCAUGUCCGUAAACC
Molecule: messenger RNA, 2324 nt
Organism: Xylaria bambusicola
Lineage: Eukaryota; Fungi; Ascomycota; Sordariomycetes; Xylariales; Xylariaceae
Exons: 1
Coding region: 233-1963 (576 amino acids)
Source: RefSeq, a predicted model, not a curated record